Lotus japonicus is the source of this 994-nucleotide messenger RNA. Its product is annotated as non-specific lipid transfer protein GPI-anchored 16-like. The transcript has 4 exons. The record is from RefSeq and is a predicted model, not a curated record. NCBI's taxonomy places the organism in Eukaryota, Viridiplantae, Streptophyta, Magnoliopsida, Fabales, Fabaceae. Bases 47 to 721 code for a protein of 224 amino acids.
CAAUAUAGCACACACAUCGACUCUCUAGCAUCAAAGAGUGAUCCUCAUGGAAAAGUUAAGUGCAUUUCAAAUGAGAGUGAUACUAAUUAUACUAGCAGCCCUAAUUGUCUCUUCAGUAAAAUUGGUCCAUGGGCAGAUUAGUACACCCUGCACAACCGCUUUGAUGAGCACUUUCACUCCAUGCGCAAACAUUAUUACAGGAAGCACUAACAAUGGUUUCGCGCCACCAUCUACAUGUUGUGAUUCAUUGAGGUCCUUGAUGAACACUAACAUGGAUUGUGCUUGCUUGGUAAUCUCUGCCAAUGCUCCUCUUUUCCAACUACCCAUUAACCAAGUUCUUGCCCUCUCCCUCUCACGAGCUUGCAACAUUAAUGGAAUUGCUCUACAGUGCAAAGCUUCUGGUUCUCCUUUGCCAGCUCCAGGCCCAGCAAUUUUUGGAUCAAAUAACCCAACUCUCCCUUCAUCAAGUGCUGCACCUACCUUUAGUCCACAAGGUUCAGAAACCAUAGCUGAGGGUAAAGCACACAAAUAUGAGAAUCUGCAAGUGGCACAGACACUGGUGGCACCAGCAUCAUCACCAGUGGAAGCAGAAUCUCCGACCAGAACUCCAGGAAUCCGACCAGUUUUGACUACUCCACAUCCUUCAGCAUCUACCCCAUCUUGUGCUUCCUUGUCACCUUUUGCAUUCACACUCUUAGCAAUCAUGGUCUUUGGCAUCUAAUAAAUUGUUAAUGUACAACAGCAGACACGAAUAUACCUCACUUAAUACAUAACAUUGAGGUUGAUGCUCUGUUUUUGUAUAAUCUUGCACGGCCUUCUGAUUAUUUAAUUUAUAUAUUGAUACAUAACUCCUUUCCUUUUUAUGGGGUUUAAUUGUGAUGUAUUGUUACACUAAGAUUCAAAUCAUAUUUUGCCAAAUAGUAUGUAGAUUUUUAAUUUUAAUUAAAACUUAUAUUUUCGGAUGUGAUGAAAUCAAUUGAAUGUUUAUGUUAAA